Molecule: messenger RNA, 1692 nt
Organism: Artibeus jamaicensis (Jamaican fruit-eating bat)
Lineage: Eukaryota; Metazoa; Chordata; Mammalia; Chiroptera; Phyllostomidae
Gene: SATL1
Product: spermidine/spermine N1-acetyl transferase like 1
Exons: 6
Coding region: 1-1692 (563 amino acids)
Cellular component (GO): cytosol
Molecular function (GO): N-acetyltransferase activity
Source: RefSeq, a predicted model, not a curated record
AUGGUGCCAAUUCCAUCAAAACGCUUAGUCAUCAGCCAACCAGUUGGCUGCCAGCUCAUCAUCCAUCAACCAGUCCUCAGCCAACCAGGCACUAAUCAACAGAGUAUGAUCCAAUCAGGCACCAGCAAGCUAGGCACUAAUAUGAACUCACUGGACAUGAACCAACCAAGCACAAGCCUACCUGACAUGAAUCCACUGGGCAUGAAACAACCAAUUGUGAGUCAACCACGUACGGGCCAACCAGGAAUUACUGAGCCAGAAAUGAGCCAACCAGGCUCCAUCCAGCCUAGUGUGAGACAACUAUUCAUAAGCAAAUUAUAUAAAGGCCAAUACAGUACAAGUGAACUAGACAUGAAACAACCAGACCUGAGUGAAUUCGGCAUGAGUCAACUGCACCUAGGCCAGAGCCAAUCCAUCAUGAUUGAACCAAGUAUGAAGAAACCAGACCUGAGUGAAUUCAGCAAGAGUCAACUGCACCUAGGCCAGAGCCAAUCCAUCAUUAUUGAACCAAGUAUGAAGAAACCAGACCUGAGUGAAUUCAGCAAGAGUCAACUGCACCUAGGCCAGAGCCGAUCCAUCAAGACUGAACCAAGUAUGAAGAAACCAGACCUGAGUGAAUUCAGCAUGAGUCAACUGCACCUAGGCCAGAGCCAAUCCAUUAUGAUUGAACCAGGUAUGAAGAAACCAGACUUGAGUGAAUUCGGCAAGAGUCAACUGCACCUAGGCCAGAGUCGAUCCAUCAAGACUGAACCAGGUAUGAAGCAACCAGACCUGAGUGAAUUCGGCAUGAGUCAACUGCACCUAGGCCAGAGCCGCUCUAUCAUGAUUGAACCGGGUAUGAAGCAACCAGACCUGAGUGAAUCCAGCAUGGGGCAACUGCAAAUACGUGGGAGACAAUCCAUCUGGAGUAAGCCAGGUCCGAAGCAACCACACCAGAGCAAAUCAGGCAUAAGUCAACCACAGGUAGGCUGGAGCCAGUCCACCCCAAGUGAACCAGGUAUUAAGCAACCACACCAGAGCAAAUUAGGCAUGAGUCAACCACAGGUAGGCCAGAGUCAGUCCACUCGGAGUGUACCAGGUAUGAGGCAGGCAAGCACAAGCCAAUCAGGUAUACGUGAACCACACAUGAAGCAACCGAACCCAACAAGCCCAAGCCCAUCAGGCGGGAAGCAACCAAGCAUGAACUUUUUCCAAAUAAGAUCUGCAGAGGCUCGAGACUGCAUGAAACUUCUGCAUUUAAUUCAAGAAUCGGCUGCCUCUGAGAACAUGUUGCAUGUAGUGAAGUUAACAGCAGAGGAUUUAUUAAGAGAUGGCUUUGGAGACCGUCCCCUUUUCUACUGCCUGAUUGCGGAAGUAUUCAGUAAACAAACACCAUCAGGCCAAGGCACUGCUGGAUUUACCAUGUACUACAUUACAUAUGAUGCCUGGACUGGCAAGUUACUUUACAUAGAGGACUUCUUUGUCACACUACCUUUCCGAGGCCUAGGUAUUGGAACUGCAAUGCUGAAAAGCCUUAGUCAGAUAGCCCUCAGAAACGAAUGUAGCUGCAUGCACUUCCGUGCUGUCAUCGGGAAAGAGGCUUCUACUGACUCUCACACUCCUCAUGGAGCUGCAGGCCUUUUCUCCAGGGAGGGCCGGUACCUGUUCAGGAUUAACAAAGAAAAACUCCUGUACCUGGCAGGGGAACAGUGA